This is a messenger RNA of Penicillium nucicola, 1002 nucleotides long. Its product is annotated as putative short-chain dehydrogenase/reductase. NCBI's taxonomy places the organism in Eukaryota, Fungi, Ascomycota, Eurotiomycetes, Eurotiales, Aspergillaceae. The transcript has a single exon. The record is from RefSeq and is a predicted model, not a curated record. Bases 1 to 1002 code for a protein of 333 amino acids.
AUGUCAAAAUAUACCGCCGCUCACGCCGAUCCCCAAGGGCCGGGAGAUACCCGCCCAACUGCUCUUCAAAUAAUCGAAGAUGAAGGCAUAAAAGGCAAACUCUCAGACAAAGUAGUUGUCAUCACCGGCGUCUCUUCUGGUAUUGGUAUUGAGACUGCUCGUGCCCUCGCAACCACCGGAGCAACUCUUUACUUGACAGCAAGGAACCUUGCCAAAGCGGAAACUGCCCUGGCUGAGUUCUUCAAUCCGGUCCAAAUGAAGCUCGUUGAAAUGGAUCAGGGCUCUCUUGAAAGUGUUCGCAAAGCAGCAAAUGCCAUCCUUUCUGAGACCGAUAAGGUGAAUAUCCUGAUCAACAAUGCUGGUAUCAUGGCUGUUCCCGAUCUCGAAUUCACGAAUGAUGGGUUUGAAUUGCAGUUCGGAACAAACCAUCUUUCGCACUUUUUGUUAUUUCAAAUGCUCAAGCCUGCAUUGUUGACUGCUACCUCGACGGAGUUUCAGUCCCGGGUUGUCAUUGUCGCAUCUGCGGGACACAAAAUAUGUGGUAUCAAUACGUCAGACAAUUACAACUUCCAAAAGGGAGGAUAUGAGGCUUGGACUGCGUAUAGCCAGUCGAAGACCGCGAAUAUCUACACGGCUAAUGAGAUUGAACGUCGUUAUGGAUCAUGUGGGAUCCAUGCCCUGAGUUUGAAUCCUGGAUUCAUCGCGACUGGCCUGGGCAAAUUCCUUUCUGCGGAGCAGAUCGAUCAAUUGGUACAAAACAAGGAAAUGAUGAAGAUCAUGAAAAGUGUUGAGCAAGGUGCCGCAACGACUGUGUUGGCUGCAAUUGGGAAGGAAUGGGAGGGAAAGGGUGGAAGGUAUUUAUCUGAAUGUGCUGAGGCGGAGCGCGCCCUCGAUGAUGAUGAUCCCCGUAACGAGGUCUACGUGAGCCACACCUACAGCCUCGAGGAUGAGGCUAGACUGUGGAAGGAUUCAUUGAAAAUGGUUGGCUUGUCAGAUGAGUAA